Haliotis rufescens (red abalone) is the source of this 3381-nucleotide messenger RNA. RefSeq lists its product as uncharacterized. Lineage: Eukaryota; Metazoa; Mollusca; Gastropoda; Lepetellida; Haliotidae. Gene Ontology annotation, molecular function: nucleic acid binding. The transcript has 4 exons. Gene Ontology annotation, biological process: DNA integration. The coding region runs from base 1 to 3381 and encodes 1126 amino acids. The record is from RefSeq and is a predicted model, not a curated record.
AUGGCAUCCGUUAUUCAUGGUAUGGUUUCUGAAAAUGAUAAAGACAUUGUUUUACCAAUUAAGACUGAAACUGACAUUGAUGAUAAAUUAAAUGUUGAUGCAUUUGUAUCUGAAUUGUCAAAGGUCACUGGUGCUACAAAUAUCACUGACAGUAUCCGUGCCAGUGUUCCAGCUGGUGUGGUAUCAAGUCUCGAUGCCAAUGCAAAGGAAUUCAACUUACAAUUUGGUGUGCCAAUUUCUUCUCAGAAUGUUGAAAUUUCAUUACCUGACAUUACUUCAUUGAACUUGAACUCAAAUGUUACAGCUUCCAAAGUGUCAACUACGCCUGUUACCAUGACAAGAGUCUCAACAUCUGAAACCUCAGGGACAGCCUCCUGUCCUAGUACCAAGACAACUGAGCCAACCACAUCUGUGUUCACAUUUGCAGAGCCAAUCUCUGUAAAGUCGGAGUGGUUGAAUGUCAAGUCAAGGGCAAGAAGGAUUGCAGCUCAUGCAAUUGCCGACAAGACAAACACCACUAAGUCAGAUUCAAAAACAAAACAAGCUACAGCUAUGCUCAACACACCUACCGGGUCCAAAACUCCGAAUACAAAGCAUGAAAUCAAAAAUGUGUUCACCUCUGAACAAAUGAACCUGUCCAACUAUACAUAUCCUGUCAAAGUCAUUCAGGAAAUGUAUCAUUUUGCCUUCAAAACCCUUGAGGACAAAACCGUCAAAGUAGUGAAAUCCACUUCGCCACUCCUCUUCUCAGAAUACCUGACAAGACUGUACUCAAAACAGAGACUGGGCACAGAAAACAAAGAGGAAUAUCCUGAUGUGCACCAAGCAGUUCAAGAUUCCUUCUAUGUUGACAACUGCUUGUCUGGAUUCCCUACAGUUCAUAAGGCCAGGGAGUUCAUCAGUAGAGUACGUCAUGUUAUGAAGUCUGGUGGAUUCAAUAUCCGACAGUGGAUAAGCAAUGAUCCUGACGUUGUUAAGGACUUGCCCAGUGAAGCCAGAUCUGAAACUUGUGAAUUGUGGCUCAUGCAAGGCAACACUGAACCACACGAAGGAACUCUUGGCCUUCAAUGGCAAUGUGAAAAGGAUCGUAUCACUUACAAGUACAGACCCAUUGCAUAUUCUACUCUGACACUGAAUGUAGUAUAUAGGAUACUAGCAAGUCAGUACGAUCCUCUUGGAUUCCUCACACCUUAUCUAGCAAGAGCCAAAGUCAUCGUUCAGCAACUGUGGCAACACAAACCUCAGUGGGGAGAACCACUUCCAGAAUGUGAACUUCUCACAGAAUGGCAUCUGUGGGAAUCUGAACUGAAACUUAUGAACCAAGUCUCACUUCCAAGAUGCAUUGAUCCACCUGAACCAGUCAAUCAGAGACAGUUACAUAUUUUCUGUGAUGCAUCAGAAAAAGUAUAUGGUUCUGUCGCAUACCUCAAGUCAGAGACCAAUGAUGGAUCAUCUCAUGUCUCCUUUGUUGCAACACGAAGCAGAGUAGCUCCUAAGAAAGCCCUCUCAAUGCCCCGCCUUGAACUGUUAGCUGCUCUAACAGGAGCCCACCUUGCCAGCACACUCACCAGUGAAAUGACCAUUGACAUUCACAAAGUGAUCAUGUGGAGUGACUCAACAACUGUCCUAGCAUGGUUGACAUCCCAGUCAUGUCGCUACAAAGUGUUUGUGGGAACUCAAGUAGCAGAAAUUCAAACAUUUACUGAAUAUCAUGACUGGAAAUAUAUCCCGUCGGAGGAAAACCCGGCUGAUGAUAUCACCAGAGGAAAGACACUGCAGGACUUGUGUGCAGAGACAAGAUGGAGAAAUGGCCCAGCAUUUCUAAACCUUUCAGAUACUGAAUGGCCUCUCAGUGAUGCAAAACCAAAACCUGAAACUGAUCCCUGUAGUGUUGAACUAAAGAAAGCCUUCUGCAGUCACAUCACAGUUCAACCCAAAGCUGAUACAUCUCUACAUCGAACAUGGGAAAAACUCCUUGAUGCCACAAUCAAUACUAUCGAGGAUCCCGAUGGGGCGGCCUCCAUCAAUGUUACUGAUGUUGAGAAAGCUGAACUACAAUUGUAUCGCCAAGCUCAGGAAGAAUGCUUUCCAGAUGAAAUGAAAUCAUUAUCCAAAGGUCUGAGAAUAGCAUCUAACAGCAGGCUCUCGCAACUCAGUCCAGAGUAUGAUAAAGACCAUUACGUCAUACGUGUUGGUGGUAGACUGAGAAGAUGUGAUGAACUGUCAAUCGAUGUAAAACAUCCCAUUGUUCUAGAUCCAAAUCAUAAUGUUACGAAGCUCCUCAUAAAGAAAUAUGACUCUGACCUCCACCACUAUGGUGCUGAAAGACUACACAGUGAAAUCAGAAGAAAAUUCUGGAUUCUUCGAGGCCGUGAAUCUGUUAAAAAACAUCAGAGACAAUGCCAUGAUUGUCAGAAAUGGAGAGCAAAUCCAGAGAUUCCUUUGAUGGCCGACCUACCAGAGGCUCGGCUAAGACUGUUCAAACCACCCUUCUAUUCGACAGGAAUAGAUUGCUUUGGGCCUAUGUAUAUAAAGAUUGGCAGACGCAGAGAGAAAAGGUAUGGAAUCAUCUUUAAAUGCAUGACAACCCGAGCCGUCCACAUUGAUAUACUUGACAGUCUGGACACGGACGCAUUCCUAAUCGCCCUUCGCAGAUUCAUCUCCAGGAGGGGUUGUCCCUUUGAACUGUUGUCAGACUGUGGCACAAACUUCAAAGGUGGUGAAAAUGAAUUGUGCAAAGCUUUUGAAGCUAUGAACUCUGAACUGAAAGAAAAACUCGCCAAGAACCAUAUCCGAUUCCAAUUCAAUCCGCCAUUUGCCCCUCACUUUGGUGGAUUGUGGGAACGUGAAAUUAGAUCAAUCAAGUAUGGCCUACGCAGUAUACUAGGAACUGAAUCCGUCAGUGAAUCUGUCCUGAGAACUGUCAUGACAGAGGUAGAAUCUAUUCUGAACUCCAAACCUUUGGGUUACACCUCAUCUGACAUCUCCGAUACCGAUCCUGUAACUCCAUACACCUUGCUGAUCGGGAGAUCAGACCCAGCACUUCCUCAGGUUGUCUACCUGAAUGAAGACAGACUAACAAAGAAACGAUUUCGUCAAAGUCAAGUACUAGCUGAUCACUUCUGGAAGAAAUUCAUCAAGGAGUACUUGCCAAAUCUCCAGCCACAUGUGAAAUGGACGGACGAACGGCGCAAUGUACAAACUGUCGAUGUUGUGCUAAUCAUUGACCCUCUUCACACUCGCAGUGAGUGGAAGAUUGGACAAGUGAUAGAGACCUAUGCAGGGACCGACGGUAGAGUACGAUCAGCAAAAGUGAAGACCAGUGACAAUGAGAUUCUCCGACCAGUGUCAAAAUUGAUCAAAUUGCCAAAAUAUGACUGA